GUUAGAUAAAAAAAAACAGACGUGUAUAUACCGCGCAGCUAUUAUAUGCGACGAUAAAUAUUUCAUUUUUAUCUUGUGAUGUCACGCGCCGCGUGAUUACAGGCUUUAUCAGUCGUACACGUUGAUGCCAUGUACGGAAUGUUGCGAGGACACCGGACACGUGGAUCUUGGAUCUGUUGAGAGCGAAUGUAGGGAAAAGAGGAAACCGUGGAGCAAUCAGUUUCGGCUCCGUUCGAGGGUCUUCCCGAUUCUACAGUUAUCUCGACGGGAAGAAAAAAAACCUACAAACGUCCAGUUCGGCGUCUGAGACGCGCCAGGCUGAAUUUUCGGACAUCCGAUAGACUUUCUCCAAUUUGUUUCGCGAUUCGCAUCACAAUUGACUCGAUUCAAAAGGGGCGACUCCAUAUUUCUUUUGCCACCUCUCUGUUUGUCUGAGCCUGAAACGGGAGACGCGCGUGACUGAUAAACGCCGUCCGGUCGUCCGGUGAUAACGGACACCCUGUAUAACGGCAAGUUUAAGAAAAAGCGAAGAUAGGGGCCGGCGAAAUAUCGUCAGGUAGCGCGGCGAAGUCGUAAGUUCAAGGGCGUGUGUAUCCGUCGCCGGGAUUAGUCUCGUACGCCUGCUGCACGUGCACACGGGAACCGGGAAGAUGGGCCAGCGGGUCUCGAGGACGGACUUCGAGUGGGUCUACACGGAGGAGCCGCACGCCACGCGCCGCAAAAUAAUUCUGGAGAAAUAUCCAGAAAUCAAGCAACUGUUUGGGUAUGAUCCAAAUUUCAAAUGGGUCGUCACUGGGAUGGUAUUGGUGCAGUUCCUAUCGUUGUUUAUCGUCAAAGAUCUGAGCUAUCCGAAACUCUUGCUAUUAGCAUAUUGCUUCGGAGGGGUGAUAAAUCACUCUCUUAUGCUCGCGAUACACGAGAUAUCUCAUAAUCUUGCCUUUGGACAUGCCAGGCCUAUGGCUAAUCGACUGUUCGGCUUCUUUGCAAAUCUGCCAAUAGGAAUACCGAUAUCUAUCAGCUUUAAGAAAUAUCAUCUCGAGCACCAUCGUUAUCAGGGAGAUGAAAAAUUAGAUACGGACCUACCAACGUUGUUAGAAGCUAAACUGUUUUGUACGACUGUUGGGAAGUUCUGUUGGAUAGCGCUACAACCAUUCUUCUAUGCAUUCCGACCUCUUGUAACGUACCCAAAGAUACCAACUUCUCUAGAAUAUAUAAAUUUAGUUAUACAGUUGACGUUCGACGCCUGCCUGUGGUACUUUUUUGGUGGUAAAGUACUGUUUUAUUUGCUUAUUGGCUCUCUAUUGGCAAUGGGACUGCAUCCCGUGGCGGGACAUUUUAUAUCGGAACAUUAUAUGUACAAAAAAGGUUUUGAGACGUACAGUUACUACGGUCCUCUAAAUUUCAUCACAUUCAACGUUGGAUAUCACAACGAACACCACGACUUUCCUGCGGUGCCUGGUUCGAGAUUACCACAAGUAAAACGUAUUGCCGCAGAAUUUUACAACGACUUGCCGCAGCACAACUCGUGGGUGUCCGUUCUGUACGAUUUCGUGAUGGAUCCCGAAAUCGGACCGUAUGCAAGAAUGAAAAGAAGGCAUCGAGGAUUAGAAUAAUAGCGAUUAGAUCUUUUUAAAUUUCUUAGAAGUUCUUUCUAAGAAUACCGCAUAAAAUCUAUAUAUGUAUGUUACUAAGUCUGUGUGCGUGCCGCAGAAUUGCAUGUUUAGUAACAUAUAAUUUAAGAAUUUGCUUAUAUUGUAUUGUUGAAAUUGGGAUAUGUGUGUCACACGCUGAGGCACAUAAGCAUAUUCGCCUGUAUUGUAAUGUAAAUUUAGGGAAAAUUUAUACAUGAUAUUAAUCCUACAAGCAAGCAAUUUUUCAGUAUUUCUCUUGCAAUGUUUUCAUUAAAGUAUUUUUUUUAAUCUAGUCAUACUACCAAUAACUUUGGUUAAGUAUUUGUGUCAUUAAAGUCGAGAGUUAUUUUCUUAUCAAACAAAUAGAAAAUGUAAGAGCGUAAUUAUCUCCAAUUCUGAUUCCAUUUUGACUUUGACUCAAAGCGAUUGUUACUUUCGUCCUGUAAUUGUAGUCAGUAAUGAAGUUUGGUUCUUAAGACUCAGAUUUUCGAGAGAUAUUAAUAUUUGAUUAUAAUUCUAUUUCUCUGAUUGUACACAAUGUUCAAAUAAACUUCCAAGUAAAUGUAAACUUAUGAAAGUUCAAUGUAAAAUCACUGGAAUUUGUGCGGCUCCGAUUUAAUCUGCGUUCAACAGCGCUGCGUGUCUCAUGAAAUAAAAGUGAUGUAAGAGUACGCGUGUAUA
Molecule: messenger RNA, 2312 nt
Organism: Vollenhovia emeryi
Lineage: Eukaryota; Metazoa; Arthropoda; Insecta; Hymenoptera; Formicidae
Gene: ifc
Product: sphingolipid delta(4)-desaturase DES1
Exons: 7
Coding region: 651-1613 (320 amino acids)
Biological process (GO): ceramide biosynthetic process
Cellular component (GO): membrane
Molecular function (GO): sphingolipid delta-4 desaturase activity
Source: RefSeq, a predicted model, not a curated record